This is a messenger RNA of Closterium sp. NIES-65, 8172 nucleotides long. The record is from the annotation of a GenBank genome assembly. Lineage: Eukaryota; Viridiplantae; Streptophyta; Zygnematophyceae; Desmidiales; Closteriaceae.
AUGAGCGGAACAAAGCGGGAGCGCGGCGGGGGCGCGUGGGGCGCGGAGAGCAGCGGUCCCGCCGGGCGCAGUGGAGCCGGCGGAGCGGGGGGAGCCGGGGGGAGUUCCGCGGGGGCGGGCGCGGAGAAGAAGGUGAAGGUGAUGCAGCGCGGGCACGGCAUUGCGCACCUGGAAAAGCUCCGCCUGCAGGAAUUGCGCAACGCGGAACUAGAGCGGUCGCAGCAGCAACAGCAACAACAGCAGCAGCAGCAACAGCAGCAGCUGCGACAGCUUCAGCAACAGGACCCCUCAAGCCUCCUAACCUCUUCCACGGCCCUCCAAGCCCUAGGCCUCGGCGGACUCUUCCCCUUACCUCCCCCCGUCGCUUCCUCCUCUCUCGCGUCGCUCUCCGCCCCUCUGGGGCCGCUUUCUGACAACCUCGCGACAGCUGCGGCGGCGGCGGCGGCAGCGGCCGCCGCGUCCGAUCCGCUAUUAAGUAUCGCUGCUAGAAGGCAGCUAUCGCUACUUGCCGCGUCGCGAUCGUUAUCCAGCGAUUUCGCGGAUCGAAUGCGCGUGGGGGGAGAUCGAUCUGUGGUAGGCGGAGGGAGCGGGGCGGGCGGAAGCUUGGGCGGGCUGGGCGCAGCGCUUGGGGGCCUGAGCGGAACGACGGGGAGCAGUCCGGGCGGACACGAGCGGGUUCCGCUCGACGUGGUGAUGGCAGCUUCGGCAGGCGCAGCUUUGGGUAGAGAAGGAUUCCACAGGCUCGGCGGAGGCUUGGGCGGAGGUUUGGGCGGUGGCUUGUUUGGUGCGGGUGGAUUAGGGCUUGGCGGGGGGUUGGGCGGAGGGCUGGGGGCUGGCGCAGCGGGGACGCGGGGAGGGACCGCGAGCGAAGGAGGCGCGGGGUUCGGGAGUAUCUUUGGGGGGGGGUUGAGGGGGGCGGCGGUGGCGGCGGCCGCGGCAGCUGCGCACGCAGCGAGUACGGGAAGGGCCGGCACUGGCGGAGCGAUGCAGUCGCUUAGCGAGUUCGCCAUCCGGCGGCUUCAGAUCCUGGUGGAAUCAGCAGGCGGGGGAUCGAAUCUCGACGUUGGCGCGUUUGGCGGCGCAGGGGGGCCGGGGGGCGGGAGUGUGGCGAUCGGCGCGGGGUACAACUCGUGGGAGGUCGACAGCAGCUCGCGCACCCCAGGGUCCCGCGGAACAGCCCUGGACGCAGCGCUAGGCGCAGCGCCGGGGGGAGCGUCAGGGGGAACGCCAGGGGGAAUGUUCGGGGGAACGUUAGGAUCGGCCGCAGGGGGGGGUCUUGCUGGGGCGGCUUCUUCCCGCGGGCUGUCUAAUCUCGCAUCAGGCGCGCGCGCAGGCGGGGGAAGCGCGGAGAUGAGCGCUGGCGGGGCCGUCGGAAGCGGAAUGGGCGCUGGGGGCGCGGCUAUAAGCUCUGGGGGAGGCGGUAGCCCGGGGGGAAGCUCGCUUUCCGCGCAUCUGCCCAGCGCCGUGCCUCUUUCUGCCACUGGCGCGGGGCUGGGGCCUUCUGGUUUGCGCCACAGCAGCUAUGGGGGGGAUGGGGGAACUGAGGGGUCACCCUUUGGGGGAGGCAGAGGCGGAGGCGGGGGCGGAGGGGGAGGCGGAGGGGGAGGGGGGAUGGGCGGCGGAAGGAAUCUUGAGGAGGAAAGCGGGAAAAAGGGUUUUUUGGGGGGAUUUGACCAGAGGCGGGGUAGUGGGGGGAAUGAUGCUAGUGGGGAGCGACUGGGGGCGGGAGAGGGCGGAAGGGGCGCAAUGUUUGGGCUAGGGGCGGGCAGGAGGGAGGAGGAGAAGGUGGGCAGAGAAAGGGCUUUCCCAGUGCAUCACACACACCCGUUCAUGCAUAGCUCCCGAACCGUGUCCGAGCCUGUGAGUGGAGCCUCGGCAUCGCUCAUCGCGUCCCUCUCCUCGCGAAUCCUUGCCGAAGCUCACAUGCGCGAGGCUGCAGCGGCAGGAGCGGCGGGAGGAAUGGGAGGAGCAGGGGCAGGAGGAAUAGGAGGAGCAGGAGGAGGAGCAGGGGCAGCAGGAGUGGCAGGAGCACCAGGGGCAGCAGGUAUCACCUAUGCUAACUCCCCAGCAGCUGCUGCAGCGGCAGCAGCCGCCGCAGCAGCGCAUCUGAAUCACCUAAACGCGGCAGCAGCAGCAUCGGCAGCAACAGCAGCAGCGGCAACAGCAGCGGCAACUGCAGCGGCAACUGCAGCAGCAACAGCAGCAGCGCACUUUGGAAAUUUGGCAGACCUAGACCCAACAGCAGCAGCAGCUGCUGCAGCAGCGGCGGCAGCAGCGGCGGCAGCAGCAGCAACCACAGCGCAACAACCCCCCAACCCUUCCUCCUCCCCCUCCCCAGGACAGGCGCUUUCCCCAUUUCCUUCCCCAGCCUCCCCAUUCUCCCCUGCCUCUUUAGCCGAUUCUCUCCUUUUGAACCGUCUCAAGGCGGAGUCUCAUUUGAGAGACUUGGCAGCAAGAGAUUCGAAAGCGGCGGAUUCGGCUCGCAGAGACGUGAAGGCGGAUGAUUUGGGUCCAAGAGACGUGAAAACGGCGAGCAUGGAGGAACAGUUACAAGGUUUGAAAGCGGCUCAAGAAGCAAGAGCAUCGCAAGAGGCGAAAGCAGCACACCUGGCUUUUAGGCUGCAGUUAGAGGGGCGUCUGGGACCACAGGAGGCAGCACGGCAGCUGGAUGCGUUUUCUGAGGCGCCACAGCAAAGCCAAAACGUGUUUUCUGAGCCCAGAGGAACGGAUUUGGCGCCUUUUGAGGCUCCCAGAGGAACGGAUUUGUCGCUGAUUCUUGAGUCGGCGCGAAAAGCGGCGCAGGAGUCGAAAGCUGCGGGUUUGGCUUUAAGGCUGCAGCUAGAGGGGAGGCUGGGACCGCAGGAGGCAGCACGGCAGCUGGAAGCGGCUAGGCUAGCCGCUGCUGGGGUUUUGGGGGGGGUGGGAGCAGGGGUAGGGGGGAGAGGCGGGGAGGUAGGCGCAGGGGUAGGCGCAGGGGGAGGGGGAGGGGGAGGGGGAGGGGGAAGCGCGGGGUCAGGCGCGGGGAGAGGGGGAUUGGAGGAAGCUGGAGCAGGAAUGGGAGCAGGUGUUGGGAAAGGGGGAGGAUUAGGGCUGGGGAUUGGAGGUGGGGAGAUGGGUGCAGGAGGGAGAGAGGGAGGUGGGUCCGUGCAGAAGGGGGAGAAGGAGAAUCACAUGUUUGGAACGGUUUUUGAGGCGCCUGAGAAGAAUAGGUCGUUUGAAGCUGCUUCAAAGGCUGGUGGUGCUGGUGGGGAUAUAUCAGGAGGGCGAGGUGGAGAGGGGUUUGGAAAGCAGGGGGAGGGAAGCAUGGGUCGGAAAGUGGCUGAGCAGGGAGAGUGGUUUGGAAAGCAGGGGGGGUCUAGACUGACGGAGGGUGGGGAGAAGAGACGGAAGGAGGAGGGGGUGGAUGAGGAAGAAGGGGGAUGGAAGGGACGUGAGGGUAUGGCAAAGAGGGGAAGGAGAGAGGAGGUGACAGAGGAGGUGAGGGGUGUGGGGGAUGAGGGGAGGAGGACGAGAGGAGUGGGAGGUGUGGGAGGGAUGGGGGAGGGGCAAGGGCAGGGGGUGCAGGUUCCGGCGAAUUUCUUCCUGAAUAGGUGGGCUUCGGUGGGGAGGAGUAAGGAGUUGGAAUUGGCAGCAGGGGGUUCGGUAGGUGCACCUGAAGCAGCACCAGCAGCAGCAGCAGCAGCAGCGGCAGCAGUAUCUCCAGCACGGAAAACAGCAGCAUCAGUGGCAGCAGCAGCCGGUGCUCCAGCCGGUGCCGCUACAGCUGGUGCCGCUACAGCCGCUGGUGCUACAGGCGUAAAUGCUUCAGCUGCUGGCUCUGGUAAUGCAGGCGUGGAGACUAAGUGGUCGAGUUUUGAGACGUCUCAGAACGCUACAGGCGUCAAUGCUACAGCUGCUGGCGCUGAUAAUGCAGGCGUGGAGACUAAGUGGUGGCGGCAAGUGAAUCUUAACCUGGAAGAGGCAGGUGCAAUGAGGAGCAGUGAUCGGGUGGUGCUUAGGGACGAAGCUGGGUUAAGUGGCAGUGGUGUCGGCAGCGAGGAGCGGAGGACAGCUGGGAAGGGGAGAGUAGAGAAUGAAGAGAAGGGGAGAGCGGAGGAGACAGGGAGAACGGAGGUGAAAGGGAGAGAGGAGGAGAGGAUAGGUAAGGAGGGGAGAAGAGUUAAGGAGGAAAUGGAGGUGGAAGACUGGAGGACAGGCGGGGAGAGCCGAGCAGUGGAGGAGAAAAGGAGAGCAGCGGAUGGGGAGAGGGUAGUGAAAAAGGAGGGAGCAGUGGAGGAGGAGAGGGCAGUUGAAGAGGAGAGAGCGGUAAAGGACUUGAGAAGCAACAUGGUUAAGUGCUUGGGGGAGGAAGUGGCUCGACGGGUCUUUGCCGCCAUGCAGUCUCAGGAGGAGGAGUGCGGCAGGCAGAUUCGCGAGCUGCAUGAGUUACAUGAGUCUCAGGAGGAGGAGUGCGCUAGGCAGAUUCGCAAGCUGCACUGCACCAUCUACAUGAGAGUGCGCGUGAGUCACAUCAUUUACAUAGAAGCAGCGGCAGCUCCUAUCUCAGCUACAGCCGGCAGUAUUAUCACACAUAGAAGCAGCGGCAGCGCUCAGGUACAACCGGCAGAGAUACUCACGAGACGUAAUAAUUCUCUCCGUAUGAAAUCCGCGUGUAGGGAGGUGCAUUUUGAGGCGCCUCAAAAGGCAGCGCGCAGAGAUACUCACGAGACGUCUCAAAAGCCGGCAGAGAUACUCACGAGACGUCUCAAAAGCCGGCAGAGAUACUCACGAGACGUCUCAAAAGCCGGCAGAGAUACUCACGAGACGUCUCAAAAGCUGGCAGAGAUACUCACGAGAUGUCUCAAAAGCCGGCAGAGAUACUCACGAGACGUCUCAAAAGCCGGCAGAGAUACUCACGAGACGUCUCAAAAGCCGGCAGAGAUACUCACGAGACGUCUCAAAAGCUGGCAGAGAUACUCACGAGACGUCUCAAAAGCCGGCAGAGAUACUCACGAGACGUCUCAAAAGCCGGCAGAGAUACUCACGAGACGUCUCAAAAGCCGGCAGAGAUACUCACGAGACGUCUCAAAAGCCGGCAGAGAUACUCACGAGACGUCUCAAAAGCCGGCAGAGAUACUCACGAGACGUCUCAAAAGCCGGCAGAGAUACUCACGAGACGUCUCAAAAGCCGGCAGAGAUACUCACGAGACGUCUCAAAAGCCGGCAGAGAUACUCACGAGACGUCUCAAAAGCCGGCAGAGAUACUCACGAGACGUCUCAAAAGCCGGCAGAGAUACUCACGAGACGUCUCAAAAGCCGGCAGAGAUACUCACGAGACGUCUCAAAAGCCGGCAAAGAUACUCACGAGACGUCUCAAAAGCCGGCAGAGAUACUCACGAGACGUCUCAAAAGCCGGCAGAGAUACUCACGAGACGUCUCAAAAGCUGGCAGAGAUACUCACGAGACGUCUCAAAAGCCGGCAGAGAUACUCACGAGACGUCUCAAAAGCCGGCAGAGAUACUCACGAGACGUCUCAAAAGCCGGCAGAGAUACUCACGAGACGUCUCAAAAGCCGGCAGAGAUACUCACGAGACGUCUCAAAAGCUGGCAGAGAUACUCACGAGACGUCUCAAAAGCCGGCAGAGAUACUCACGAGACGUCUCAAAAGCCGGCAGAGAUACUCACGAGACGUCUCAAAAGCCGGCAGAGAUACUCACGAGACGUCUCAAAAGCCGGCAGAGAUACUCACGAGACGUCUCAAAAGCCGGCAGAGAUACUCACGAGACGUCUCAAAAGCCGGCAGAGAUACUCACGAGACGACUCAAAAGCCGGCAGAGAUACUCACGAGACGUCUCAAAAGCCGGCAGAGAUACUCACGAGACGUCUCAAAAGCCGGCAGAGAUACUCACGAGACGUCUCAAAAGCCGGCAGAGAUACUCACGAGACGUCUCAAAAGCUGGCAGAGAUACUCACGAGACGUCUCAAAAGCCGGCAGAGAUACUCACGAGACGUCUCAAAAGCCGGCAGAGAUACUCACGAGACGUCUCAAAAGCCGGCAGAGAUACUCACGAGACGUCUCAAAAGCUGGCAGAGAUACUCACGAGACGUCUCAAAAGCCGGCAGAGAUACUCACGAGACGUCUCAAAAGCCGGCAGAGAUACUCACGAGACGUCUCAAAAGCCGGCAGAGAUACUCACGAGACGUCUCAAAAGCCGGCAGAGAUACUCACGAGACGUCUCAAAAGCCGGCAGAGAUACUCACGAGACGUCUCAAAAGCCGGCAGAGAUACUCACGAGACGUCUCAAAAGCCGGCAGAGAUACUCACGAGACGUCUCAAAAGCCGGCAGAGAUACUCACGAGACGUCUCAAAAGCCGGCAGAGAUACUCACGAGACGUCUCAAAAGCCGGCAGAGAUACUCACGAGACGUCUCAAAAGCCGGCAGAGAUACUCACGAGACGUCUCAAAAGCCGGCAGAGAUACUCACGAGACGUCUCAAAAGCCCCAACCCCCCCUCCUCCGCCCCCUCCCCGUCCCCCUCCUCUCCUUCCGCCCUUCCUUUCAUGUCCACAGAAGCAGCGGCAGCUUCUGAGAAGCAACAGCAACAGCAACAGCCCCCCCUGCUACUCGCCCUUCCACCCUCUUUCCUACCGUUUCCGCACCUCUUUCCUGCAGCAGACCCACACCCAGUAACGUUCAAACCGCCUGAGAGUUGGGCUGGGGCCACCUUCCCAUCAAUCCGUGCUUUCGUCCUACCUGGUCUGUUUGCCCCUUCCAUUCCCCCUCUUCCAUCCUCUUCCCCACUCUCUCUAUCCCUCGCGCCCUCCCUCCCUCCCUCCUUCCCUCCCUCCCUCCCUCCCUCCCUCCCUCCUCCCUCCCUCCCUCCCUCCCUCCCUCCCUCCCUCCCUCCCUCCCUCCCUCCCUCCCUCCCUCCCUCCCUCCCUCCCUCCCUCCCUCCCUCCCUCCCUCCCUCCCACCCUCUCUCUUCCCCACCCUUCAACCCUCCUGCGAGCUGCGCCCGGACCACCUAUGCAUCCAACUGCCAACAGUGCUCCGGUCCUAACCCGUCCUUGCGUUCAACUCGCCGGAGAGCUGGCCUCACCGGAGAGCUGCAUCUUUUGAGACGUCUCCGCGCCCCCCUUUCUCCUCUCUCAGACUCGCAGCAUUCAACCCGCCUGGAAGCGGGGCUCUGGCUGUCUGCAUGCACCAGUGCUCUUCUGGGCUCGGGCCGCCUAUGCCUGCAACGGUGCUCCGGACCUCCUAACCAGUCGCUCUCUCCCCGCCUCCCUUUCUCCUCUCUUAUCCUCUCAGCCUUCAACCCGCCUGAGAGCUGGGCUCGGGCCGCCUAUGCCUGCAACGAUGCUCCUGGAGUGGCAAGGGAACAUGAGGAGGAGGAGAAAAGGGAGAGAGGAGAAGGGGAGGAGGAGCAGAAGGCGAGAGCGGAGGAGGGGGAAUGGGAGGAAGAGAAAAGGGAGACAGAGGACGGUACGAGAGAGAGGGGAGGAGGGGUGCGAGGAAAGGAAGGAGAGGAAAGAGGAGAAGGAAAAGAAGAAGAAGGGUUGCAGCAGCAGGAGAGGGAGGGAACGGACCGUGUUGGAGAGGAUAAGGGGAAAGGAAGAGAAGGGGAGCAAUGUGAGAAAGGGGAUGCAGGAAAGGGAGGGAAAAGGAGAGGCGAUGGGGGAGUUGAGGUUUCUGCAGAGGAGGAAGGGGUUACGGUGGCUCGUGUUGACAGGGAAAUGGUGGUUGAUGUUUGCAAUAGUGUGGAGAGAAAUACAAUGGGUGGUGUUAGGGGUAAAGGGGACAUGAAGGAAGGGGAGAACGAGUGGGUUGAGAGAGAGGAGGGGGCGAAAGGGGAGGGGGAGAAAGUGGGAGGGGAGAGAGCAGAAGAGAAAGAGGGAAGGGAGAAAGAGGAAGGGGAGGAAGCAGAGGCGAAGAAAGAGAAAGUGGAAGGAGACGCCGGAGGAGAGGAGGGAGGAGGAGAGAUAAAGGAAGGAGCUAAAGCAAAGAUCGAGAAAAAGGAGGAAGUAGGGGAGGGAGGAGUGAAUAUAGGAAAGGGUACCCAAGAUAACGUUGAAAAUAUCAAUGAAUCGGAAGCGAUGAGGCAGGAAGAAGUGAUACUGCUGAAGCGGGAGGUUGUAUUGGGAGACACAGAAUCAAGGCCGAGGGAAAAGGGAGGAGAGACUAAGCUGUGUUGA